CCUGCAUGACGGUUGCAUUUCGUUUCGCGCUGCUUCUUCUGCGUCCAGGAAACCCUGUCUCACGUAGCUUGUGAUUGGUUCGGUUCCCGUCGCUAGUUUGGCCUAGGCGGCCAAGGAAACAGCACCUCAGUAGGAGCGAGUUGUGUGGUGUGUGAAUACUCAAAUGCGGUAGUGCUUACUUGGUGAACUCUUUCCAGAUCUUAAAGAAGUGAACUAUGGUGUAUCACAUAACGGUGUUGCUGUGGGCCGCAGCUGCUGCUAUGGUGGUAGCUCUGAAACCGACCGAAGUCCAGAUCAAAGACUCAACUCAUGUGCCUGGCGGAACCAGAGACAAGAGGACAUUAGAAACAUUUCCACACCUGGCACGAUCGUACGGUACCGCUGAUCGCCGAAUCUCGACAGGUCCAACUGCAAGCUCCAGAAUAGCCAUAUCAACACAUUACUUCGAUCGUGGAACACCGCCGAUCACGAUCCGCCAUCAAACGCGCGUGCCAGUCCAUCAUUCUGGAACGUCGGUACGUCGACAACGUCCCCAUUCUGUUCCAGCACCUCCAUACGCUGUGCAAAUGGAACCAUUAGUGCAGUACUCCCAACGCGAUCCUCUGUAUCAUCAGCAACAGAAACAAGCAUCGUCCGAAAAAGGGUCUGAUCAAGCCAGUUUUAACGGUCUUCAACACACGAAGAAACCAUUGGCCACACCUGAUAUCCCAGUCGAUAGUACACACAAGAGCCUACAUGUUAGCUCAAAUGAGCUGUCUUCUGCAAAUGUACUGCCACCGAACAACGAAGAAGGUCCCAGUCAUGCUUCUAGGAAUGAUCACGAUCUUGCUGAAAGUAACCAGAUUUUACGUCUACCUGACACUUCUGCCGUUCUGGACAAUGAACCCCAGGCUGAUCACCUCAGUCCUGAUCAUUUGUACUCCUAUGAUGAGGGAUCUUACUACUUGCGAGAGCCAGAGCCUAUUAUUGAAAUAAUAGUGAAGGAGUCAAAUGAGUCGCUGCCACCUCCUCCAACGCUACCAAGUCCACCUUCACGUCCUCCUACUAAGGAGCCUGUUCAGGUCUUUUAUGUCAAAUACAAGAAGGAUCCUACUAAAUACGGUAAGGAAGGAGGUAUUAUAUAUGACCCUCCUGUGCCAGCUGUGACUCCAGCUACUAAUAGUGACACCGAAGAACAUUACACUCUACCAUCUGAAGUCUCCACACAUCCAGCAACACCACCGCCACAACCACCACAAACUACAACGCUCAGAACCAUCAUUCACCCGGAUUCAGAGACUUAUCAUGGCACUGGUCUCCAUGUGACAUUUGGGGAUCCGUAUGACGAGGACUCGCACGAGGAUUACUCGCAACAGUCUGCCCCACACCCUUCUGUGGUAUUUCCUCACCAGAGUUUCAGUCCACGACCCAACUAUAGACCUAGUUUUCUUUCUCACGAACACCACAAGAGACAACCAGAAACUUUCCAACAACAACCACUCACCCAAUUGCAACACUCCCAGCCACCAUUCCAUCAACAACAAGCGCCUUUCUCUCCACAUCAGUCAACAUUUCAAAGGCCGUUUAACUCGCCAACUUUUUAUCAGCAAAGACAGCCUCAGUUUCAGCAGCCUCCCCCAUUAGCACAACAACUUCCGUUCCCUCACCAGCCUCCUCCAUUCAGGCAUUUAUCUCCAUCUCUACCACCACCACCGCUGCAGCAGCAGCAAUCGCAAAAACCACAAAUUCCACAUCAACAACCCUUCCAGCAACCUCCAUUCCAGUUUCAACAACGUCCUCUGCAGCAUCCAGUUCCUCAAAAUCAACGUCCCCAUCCUCCACAGAUACUGCAAUCUCAACAAUUUCCUCCUUCUCAACGACCCUCUUUCCAAGAUACUCUGCAAAGACCUUCUUUCCAGCCACCCCAAAAUGUGCAACAAAGACCAAAUUUUGCUCAACCCUCUCCAGCACAUGAACAAAGGAAACCCGUACUCUCAGGACAGCCGAUUUCAGAAUUUAUAAACCAACCUGAACAGCUAAGAAACGGUCCACAUUCAGCUGCUCUCCAGCAGCAACUCAAAGUUCAGCAACAGCAGCAUCAUCAACAACCGCAUUUACUGCAGCAACAGCUACAGCAACAGGAACGGGAGCAGCAACUUCUGCUGCUUCAGCAACAACAACGACAAAACUUACACCAUCAUCAUCAGUUACCUUUGCAACAACAACAACAACAACAACAGCAACAACAACAUUUGUCCACACAGCAAUCGCAAAGGCAUUCUCAACAGGAAAAACAACAAAAUCCUUUCGGUGCAGAAAUAGUAAAAUCCAUUUCACAGCAACUCCAUCUUUCUUCAAAUGGUCAGUCAAAUCAGCAACAUUUAUUAACUGCAAAUAACAGAUUGCAGCCUAACUUUCAGCAGCAACCAUUACCAACUCAACCCUCAUUAUUACAACAAACAAUACCAAAUCAACAACAUUUAUCCAGUCAACAAAUUUCACCUAGCCAGCAGCAUCAAUCGGGCCUCUCAACACCAGGUGCAAAUAACUUCUCCACUCCUCAAAAACUAUUUCCAUUAGUACCAUCAAGCACUAAUGCCCCAGCAACAUUAACGACAUCUAAGAAACAGGAGAGCAACGCGGAAGCAACCGAUGGAAAAAAUGAUGACAAAGAUAAGAAUACUAGCAAUCCAAGUGCAUUAGCUGUACUUCCGGAAGAAGUUCCAGAUGAUUUGCGCCAGCAAUUACUGUCUUCCGGAAUCCUGAGCAAUGCAGACAUCCAGAUAUUAGAUUACGAUAAAGUUGGAGAUAUUCCAAUUGAGAAUUUGCCCCCUGAGGCCCUAGAGAACUUCUACGGGGCUGCAGGUGCUGCAAGUGCACCUGUACCUUCCAUCGUCGCCGCUAAUGCGUCAGGGGCACCAGUUGAGAUGAAAGUUGUCCGAUACGAUCCUACAACAGCUAAGGGACAGGAAGUAGCACAAAAGUAUGUGAGGAAAGAUGCAACUCAGGUGGACCCCGUCGCGCUCAACGACUCAAAAUAUAACCGCUAUUUGCCGUUGAAAGUUAGCGGGGCUCAGUUUCCAUUACCUGAUGUUCCAGAACUGAGAGGUAGAAAUGUUACAAGUGUUGUUGUACUUGCUCCGGUGAACUAUGAGUUCCAGCAGAAGCAUGGAAACCCUACGGACGGCGACACUGACAGAUCCAGCCGGGAGGCUCCUAUUGAACUGAGAGGAGUACAGUUCGUGGCUGGGGAUAUUCUUAAGCAACUGGUGAAAGAACCUACCUCAGAAAAUUUUAAACGUUGGCUAGACCAGGAGAAGGCAACAGACUCCGAUCGACAGUCAAUCGUUUUAUUGGUCGUUGAAUCGACGAAUGGGAGUAACAGCAAGGAAAUCUUCAUGUAUGAUGUCGCAACACAGAAGGUAAGCAAGCUUCGUGGAGAACUUAGCUCUGCCUUCGUGGAAGUGGCAGAAUCAAAUGCCAACAGCCAAGAACUGGACAGUGUUGCCGCUCCUUCAGAUAUUAUGGAACAAUGGGAACAGGGUCCGUUUGAAGUUGAAGCAGGAGAAGAACCCUCAGCCGUUGCUUCAGAAAUAUUUGAAGACAGGGUUUUACCAGGUCAAGUAGCUGACAUCUCUUCAUCUGCUUCGGAACAAGACCUCAAACACGACGAAAUCGAGGAGGAAAAGAAGAGUUCAUUUCAAGACUAUUUGGUAAUGUCGGCCUCAGAGCCAGAUCUUGAAACAAAAGAUGACAAGGCAAGCAACACGAUAUUAGUAUCUUCUGGAUACAGCAAAACAAGUGAUUUUACAGGUUCCGGGGUUUGAUGUUUAUGAUGACCGACAAGACGAACAAUUAUGACGAUAUUUGGAUAAAGAAUGGGGUUAUUCACGGAUUUAAAAAUAUUAUUUUAAGUCAGUGAAUAACAGAAGGAAUGAAAAUAGUUACUAGGCCUAUUCUUAUGCCUACGAAAAAAUGGAGACGGUGUGUAAUUUUUCAGUGUCAGUAUACAAGUACAUACACUUGACGACAAUGUCCAACUGUUCACUGUUUAAAGUCAUGAAUAUGCGUCGGCGUUUACACACUUGCGUUGAAAUAAAUGUACGUAUGAAUUCAUUCUUGCUGUGUUAAUAUCUGGUACUAGCUUUAUACAAUAACCACGAACUUUGAUGGAACUGAUGUUGCAAGUCUAAAACUGAUUUUUAUAUUGAUCGAAGUUGCCUUCAAAUAAUUUAUUUAAGAGCUCUCCCGAAAGGAAACAAAUGCCCAAUGAAAUCCGCUUUGUCUUCUCGAUGAAAUUUUGUUGUAGCUACAAGAAUUAAAAAUUUAUGGGGCGACGCUUGUACACAUGAUACUUAUAAUUCAGCUGUCUCCAAGAAAAAUUAUAGCAUAUCCGUUAAAUAUGUCAUUUAAUAAUAAUUAUGAAAAUAAUCGCUCGUUUUCUCUGAUAACGCGAAAGAAAAUCCAAAUAUAGGCCACUCUGCUGCUAAGACGCAGAGGAUCUGCUACUUAGUUACUGUGCUGUAAAUGAUUGAGCCCAAAUCCGAAUAUCAACUGGAGCUGUAUAAGUGCAAUAAACCUCACGAAAACUCUUGUAGCUGGACUUUAUAAAUCCAGUCCACCAACAGAACAUUUUAUACCUAAGGUCUAUAUGUAUUUCCCGCAUAGUGGAUGAGUUACGCAGCGCUACAAUGGAAUUAUAUGGAAUGCAGGUCGGAAUGUGGAGAAUUAUUUGUAUGCGAUGUAGAUUCGAUUCUGGGUCAGUGCAACAUAUAAACCCCGAGAUGCUGGGUACUCACGUGGUUGUCGGACCGGCUGACAGGCAGGCUACUGAUGUUUCCUGAACAAAUCCGGUGCGGCAACAUACGUGAAAAUCCGUAAUAGGAACUCCUUUACUGAAAGUUACGGAAACUAAAACCUCAUUCCUUACUCGUAACGUAGAACACAAUUUCAUUUGAAUUAAACUAAAGAUUUUGAUUGAUGUUAAUUCGGUAAGAUUUUAUGUAUGUAAAAAUAUUUUACAGAGAUAAGCAGUUAAAUUCACAUGGGAGAAAUUAAUUAAGGUAAUUCAGUCGGUGUGAUGAGGGUCUACAGUCUGGACGGCUGAGCAAGAGCAGAUUUUUCUUUCUCUAGGGCGUCAAGACCGACUCUGGAGAUCACCCAGUCUCCCAUAUAAAUGGGUAUCAGUGGCUCUUUCCACGGGUCUUAAGAGGCCGGGGAGUGAAGCUGACCACUCAUUUCUAUCUAGUACCAAGAUUAAGGAUGCCUGGAUGCCCCCAUACAUCAUCAUGGUCUGGUUUUUAAUUAACUAAGAACAAAGAAAUCUUUGCCUCCUACGAGUAAGACCAGACAGGAAAAAUAGGGCCGCUAGUGUGACAGAAGUUACUCCUUUCUUGGUUUAUUUAACGAUGUUUUGUCGGUUACACUGGUUGUAGACCUCUAGCGUCAAAUUGGAGGAUUACUAAUUUUGGCUUCCACAGUGGCUCAGUUGGGUCUUUGCACCGUGUGGAAGUGUGGAGUGUUGCAGAAGUUUUGGAGAUGCAUUCUACCUCCAUCUAUAACGUGUACGCCCACAACGUUGUAAUACUGCCCAUUCCACACAGUGCAAAACCCAUAAUUAAGAUUAAAAUAAAAAGUUAUGGGAUAAGUAAUAAUUUUUUGUAAUGAUCGUUGUAAUUCCUGGAGAGAAUCGUGCGAAAUCGUCUGAUAAUUUGUGUACCUUCAAGUAGUAUACUAAAAACAAAAUGGCAACCCAUUGCACUCCAUGUUUCGAAUUGUAACCUACUUCCAAUAUUCUAUAAUAUCUAAUCUUUGGAUGGCGUUUCUAUUCUCUAUUUUAUAAAAUCCAUUGGAUUGAAGAAAUAUUGUUUUUCAGAGUGACGUAAUGUUCACUGUACAGUGUGUAAGUAUGUGUGAUUUUGUACUUUUCUUAAGUUUUCUACGAGUAAAAGUUUUUGUUACGAAACAAAUAAUUUCUCAUAUUUAUAACAACCGUAUGAAUAUAUCCCAUUUUGUCCUGUCCAGUAUAUAUUUUAUUUCAAUUAGCGAAAUGAAACCCGAGAAUUAGCACAUCCUGACUCAUUCAUUCAUUCAUCAGUAAUCUGUCAGACGUCAGGUCCACAGUCUCUUCCAAAACAGCUCCUCCACCCGAUGCGAUCCAG
This is a messenger RNA of Cryptotermes secundus, 6140 nucleotides long. RefSeq names its product mastermind-like protein 2. Bases 216 to 3806 code for a protein of 1196 amino acids. The record is from RefSeq and is a predicted model, not a curated record. NCBI's taxonomy places the organism in Eukaryota, Metazoa, Arthropoda, Insecta, Blattodea, Kalotermitidae. The transcript is spliced from 3 exons.